CUUGUCACUCUAGCAGUUUUCAAAUUUCACUUUCAAAAAGUGUAAAUAAAGCCAACCAUGUCAACGCAAAAACCAGGAGAUUGUACAGAUGAAGAAAAAUGGAUUAUUAAGAACUUACCAUUCGAAUGGGAUUGUGUCUGUACGAAAUCAAAAGUUUUAAAAAGAAUGUUACAAAGGCGAGAAAAGAAUCACAUGUCUGCAAUAGAAAUAAUGAAAGCAAAAUUAAUUGAAGUUAAUUGCUUCAUAGAUAACCAUAUUCGAAGAAUUGGUGAAGAUUUAAAGGAAACGGUAUCGAUGGCAAAGUCUAAGGCCUCCGACAUUUGUGAGAAUUUUGAAAAAAAUUUGGAACAAUCGGAAAUAGGAAAGAUCAGUCAUGAUGAACUUGCCGAAGCUGCCGACGAUUUGAUGAAACUUGAAAUAUACAGUAACGAAAGUAUAGAAAACUUCCACAGUUACUUAAAAUGUUUAGAAAAUUUGCGAUCUGAACGAUACAAAGUGAUAUUUCAAGAAGCCUACCUCAAUCUGCACAUAAUUCAACACUUGUCGCCUAUGGAUAUAGAAGGAUACUUUGAAAAGGAGAUAAUUAAUAUGAAUGAGCUUAUUAUGAACAACUUCAGAUUGUACUCCGAACUGCACUCUAAACUUCGUCUGCAAAACGAGCACGCUUUUCUGAUAUGCAGCCGGCGUAUGAACGCUUUCAAAGAAAUUUGGAGAAACGCAAGGAAAAAAGUAUUUAUGAAUCACAUAACAACUUCACUAUGUUCACUCAGUAAAGUUUGGGAUGAAGAAUUCCAAAAAGACGCAAAGGCCAAAAAUGUAAGCGUAGCCCUGGAAGAUACAGGAAAGAGCUUGACAAAUUUGCUUGAUCAAAAGAUUACCUUGCCGACAAAGUCGUUAGAUUUAAAUAAGUGGUUAAAUGAUAUGCAAAGUGCCAUGGAUUAUAUGGAUGGUUACAGUAUGACAUUGAUCGGUCUUUACAAAAAUGCCAUUAGUAAGGUGUUCCACGGUUACAUCGAUAGACUUGGUGAAAUAAAACAUGCCAUGAUGUCCGAAGGAGUAAUUGACAUAACAGAUUUACACACCAUCGACGCUGAAAUCAUUAAGAUGUCGGACGAAAUAGGAACAUCAGAUCAAAUACGUGAUGCGGCAAUUUUUGAGAAAAAUUGGCACGUCUUCUCUGACUUGCUUAAGAAAAAACUCGAAAAACCCUACCAGUUCUUGAGAAAAUCUGCUUCCCUUUGGGACUUGCAUCUUUCGAGAAUCGAAGAAGCAAAAGUCUUAAUCCACAAGGAGUUACAAAAUAUCAUUGAUAAGAACGAUGAAACAAUCAUGUUGUUUGAAACCGGCGUUAACACCGCACUGGACGCCCUGCGACAGCAACAUACCGAAAACGACUUGAAAGCGGCCCUUGGAGAAGUAUUUAUAGUACUGGAUAAAAUAAAAAAAAAGUACUUAACAAAUCACGAAGCCGAAGUCAAAGUCUUGAACAAGUUUACCAAGCUAUCGGAAACUGCCACUGGCAUCCUCACAGCGGAACUACAAUUGUUUCUUAAAACGUUUCCCAAAGAAAACAUCUAUAUCCACAAAAGUAACUCCGUAGAAUAUUUCCCAAGUAACGAGGGCAUUUUUCAAAAUAUCAAUGUAAUAGUACAUAAAGUUAACGCAGUCGAAAACUGGAUGACAGGUUUAAGGGAAACCAUAGAAACAUAUUCAUCCAAUUGCAAAGAGGAAUUGUCCAAUCAAACAAGCGAUUGGAUCGAACAAGAAACAAAAAAAUUGGCUGAACGUCUAGAGGUGCAAUUGUGCUUCCAUGAGUCUAGAUACGAGAGAAUAAAAAUUAACGUUUACGACCAGCGAUUGAAUGAAAUAAGGAGCCAUGAAGAAGCAUUAAAUAAACAUAAAGCGGGGGUAGAUGAAGUAUUUUUGAAUUUAAAGAAAGACAUUACUAAUUAUUACGUUGAAAUGCAGAAGAUGAUAAAGAAUUUUCACGAAAAUCUCGGUAAAAUGAAAGAGAAAAUUAACGAAUGCAAAUCGGAGAGUGCCAUGAAAUGUCUCAUUUCUGAACUAACCGUGGCGAAGCAGAAAUGCCUUAAUGAGAUCCAAGAUAAGAGGGAGGCAAUCGAAAAAAAUCAAAUUUCGAAAAUAAACACUUUAAAACAAGCUGGCAGUACAUUUGCAAAUAGUAUAAAACUUUUCUCGGAGGAUGGAAACUUUAGUCCACCCGAAGCGAAACGUUACCUGAAAGCGCUAGCAGCUCUUGAGAAAGUUAUGAAGAAAAAACACGUUCAGUUGGUUAAAGACUUGAAUUUAAAACGGGCAAAAGCUAUGGAAGUUGUCAUGAAAACCGGAAAUGAUGCUGUAACUCCAUUUUUAAAUGUACUUGAAGAAUUCGUUUACGCUGACGCAAUACAAAACUCUAUCGAAAAGGUCAAAGACGAAAUUAAAGAUACGGCAGUGUCUUUGAAGUCCUUGGUAAAAUUGAAGCAAGCUGAAUUCUUUAAUAUCAAGGAUACCGCGUUUGCCACAUUGGAACUCGCUGGCGGUCAUGAAAUCCUAGCCGAUAAACUCGAACAAUUGUUAAACAAUCUCCGCGAUUUGUGCCAACUGCUUGAACAUCCACAAGCAGUUACCAAUGAUUAUGGAAAGUACUUCAAAAACAUUGAAACUCCCAAAAGUGCCACUUCAACAAUUUCCUCUCGGUCCAGAUCAAAAUCAUCGGAAAGUGCAUUCCCAAUGAGUAAAAAACUUAUCGCCACAAGUCCAAAACCAAACGACAAUUCCAUUAUGGGUCGAUUCUGUGCUUUCAUUACACAGACAUUCCAGAAGAUGGUCGAGAAAUCACAGAAAUAUUAUCACAGUUCCACCAACGUAAAAAAUACAAACGUAAUAAAGCCAAACUUUGCAGAACAAAUGGCUGAAUUAAUUCCUCGUUUGAAUUAUUACUAUUUACAAUGCGAAGGAUUUUGGUUGGAGCAAACCAACAGCCUUUUUGAAAUAUUCAAUGACGUUCAAUCGUUUCUUAUCAGCAUCGAUACUCAAUUUCUGAAAAAGAUGCACAUGGAAUUUCAACAGAAUUUCGAUUUGAUCCAACAAAAUACUGUAAAAGAAGUGAAGGGUUUACUUACAGAGAAUAUUGCCAACGUUAGAAAGAUACAUGACAAACUGCGUCCACUUCAUGGAUACGUCAGUAACAAUAAAUUACUAGAAGAACUGAAAAACGAAUAUUACGAAACGUGCACCAAUAGCAUCGUCACCAUUGAAUGCUUACCUGAACCUUAUGAUGUACAAAUAAAUGAAAUGGUAAAAAACUACGAGGAAGACCUGAUUACUGUGAACGAGAAUUUACAGCUACUGAAGUUAUUUUUAAAUGAAUUUGCAACUUUAAUAAUUCCUAUUGUACCCCAAUUUGAAAAGAUACUCGACAACAUAGUGCGUUUUAUUAAUGAAGACAGCAUUUCCGAAGUCGAUUCAGAAUCACGAAUGAAAAUACAGUUUUAUAAAGAAUCAAUUCCAAUCCCUUCUAACUACAGUCUGAACUUAAACAAUAGCAAAAUAAUUUUGAAGGAACUUUCAAACAACACGGGAAAUUUAUCGUACAUUACAGGCUCCUUCGAGUCACCAGUGGAACAAUUUGAUGUAAAUGUUGAAAACUUUAUUCAGAUAAGUCAAGACAAUGCCAAGGUUCUUAUUGAAAAACUAAUAACAAUGAAAGACAGCAGUUUGGUUACCAUCGAAGAAGAUAAAAAAAGAUUCAAUUUUGAUGUGCAAACAGUGAUCAACCUUUAUGCCCUCAGAUAUGAUGCUGGGGACCAACCUGAAGAACCAGCCGAGAAACCGAAAGGGAAAAAGAAAAAGAAAUGAUUUGUUUUAAAUUUAAU
This is a messenger RNA of Agrilus planipennis (emerald ash borer), 3878 nucleotides long. RefSeq lists its product as uncharacterized. Bases 58 to 3861 code for a protein of 1267 amino acids. The transcript has 20 exons. The record is from RefSeq and is a predicted model, not a curated record. NCBI's taxonomy places the organism in Eukaryota, Metazoa, Arthropoda, Insecta, Coleoptera, Buprestidae.